Molecule: messenger RNA, 981 nt
Organism: Colletotrichum higginsianum IMI 349063
Lineage: Eukaryota; Fungi; Ascomycota; Sordariomycetes; Glomerellales; Glomerellaceae
Product: Serine/threonine-protein phosphatase
Exons: 4
Coding region: 1-981 (326 amino acids)
Cellular component (GO): cytoplasm; nucleus
Molecular function (GO): protein serine/threonine phosphatase activity
Source: RefSeq, a predicted model, not a curated record
AUGGCGGACCAACAUGAGGUCGACCUUGACUCGAUAAUCGACCGUCUCCUCGAGGUUCGGGGCAGCCGUCCUGGCAAGCAGGUUCAGCUCCUCGAGGCUGAGAUUCGCUACCUGUGCACCAAGGCUCGCGAGAUCUUCAUCUCCCAGCCCAUCCUCCUUGAGCUGGAGGCCCCAAUCAAGAUCUGCGGCGACAUCCACGGACAAUAUUACGACCUGCUCCGUCUCUUUGAGUACGGCGGCUUCCCUCCCGAGGCCAACUACCUCUUCCUUGGUGACUACGUCGAUCGUGGCAAACAGUCUCUCGAGACCAUCUGCCUGUUGCUUGCCUACAAGAUCAAGUACCCCGAGAACUUCUUCAUCCUGCGCGGUAACCACGAAUGUGCCUCCAUCAACCGUAUCUACGGCUUUUACGACGAGUGCAAGCGCCGCUACAACAUCAAGCUAUGGAAGACAUUUACGGACUGCUUCAACUGCCUGCCUAUCGCCGCUAUCAUCGACGAGAAGAUUUUCACCAUGCACGGUGGUCUCAGCCCUGACCUGAACUCCAUGGAGCAGAUUCGCCGCGUCAUGCGACCCACCGACAUUCCCGACUGCGGUCUUCUCUGCGAUCUUUUGUGGUCUGAUCCCGACAAAGACAUCACAGGCUGGAGCGAAAACGACAGAGGUGUCUCCUUCACCUUCGGUCCCGAUGUUGUUUCCAGAUUCCUCCAGAAGCACGACAUGGAUCUGAUUUGCCGUGCCCAUCAAGUCGUGGAAGACGGCUACGAGUUCUUCUCUAAGCGCCAGCUGGUCACUCUCUUCAGCGCACCGAACUACUGCGGAGAGUUUGACAACGCCGGAGCGAUGAUGAGUGUGGACGAGAGCUUGCUCUGCUCCUUCCAGAUUCUGAAACCCGCUGAGAAGAAACAAAAGUACGUUCCCGGUGGUCUCGUAGGCAACAGCCGACCUGUCACUUCUCCCCGAAAGUCCGCUUCCAAGUGA